Brassica napus (rape) is the source of this 1009-nucleotide messenger RNA. RefSeq names its product 60S ribosomal protein L6-2. Gene Ontology annotation, biological process: ribosomal large subunit assembly; cytoplasmic translation. Gene Ontology annotation, molecular function: RNA binding; structural constituent of ribosome. Gene Ontology annotation, cellular component: cytosolic large ribosomal subunit; ribosome. The coding region runs from base 178 to 798 and encodes 206 amino acids. The record is from RefSeq and is a predicted model, not a curated record. The transcript has 4 exons. Lineage: Eukaryota; Viridiplantae; Streptophyta; Magnoliopsida; Brassicales; Brassicaceae.
UAUGGUUUCUAUGUCUUCCACUUUUUAGAUGCUAUCGUCCGUCACUCCCUCAUAUUCGCAACCGGAAACUUUCAUUUCUUUCUAGAGAAAGCAACAAUGCCGGCAAAACAGAGGACGCCUAAGGUCAGCAGAAACCCUGAUCUGAUCAGGGGAGUUGGUUAAUACUCAAGGUCGCAGAUGUACCACAAGAGAGGUCUUUGGGCUAUCAAGGCCAAAAACGGCGGCGUUUUCCCUCGCCACGACGCUAAGUCCAAAGUUGAUUCUCCGGCGGAGAAGCCCCCGAAGUUCUAUCCUGCCGAAGACGUCAAGAAACCUCUCGCCAAUAGACGCAAGCCAAAGCCUACCAAGCUCAGAUCCAGCAUCACUCCAGGGACAGUGCUGAUCAUCCUUGCUGGUAGGUUCAAGGGCAAGAGAGUUGUCUUCAUGAAGCAGCUUACUUCUGGUUUGCUUCUCGUGUCCGGACCGUUCAAGAUCAAUGGUGUUCCUUUGAGACGUGUUAAACAGUCCUACGUGAUUGGAACUUCCACGAAGGUUGACAUUUCCGGAGUUGGCAUCCAUAAAUUGGAUGAUAAGUAUUUUGGAAAGGUUGCUGAGAAGAAGAACAAGAAGGCAGAAGGAGAGUUCUUGGAGGCAGAGAAAGAGGAGAAGAAGGAGAUUCCACAAGGGAAGAAAGAUGACCAGAAGGCAGUGGAUGCAGCUUUGAUCAAAGCCAUUGAAGCGGUUCCAGAGUUGAAGACCUACUUGGGCGCAAGGUUCUCACUGAAACAAGGGAUGAAGCCUCAUGAGCUUGUUUUCUAAAUUUCAUUACCUUUUGCUGAGGUUUCUAGAGUGUCUGUCUUCUUUAGUUUUAUCCUCGGGAAUGGUUUAGUAUUGUUCUACUGUUUUACAUAUGGAUAGUUCAUCGAUCAUGUUUUUGAACGUGAGGUUUGUAGCAAUAUGGAGUUGAAAUCUUGACUUCAUAGAAUUUUCCUCAACCAUUCAUUUGAUGAUAAUAGAUGGUAUAAAGCUA